Molecule: messenger RNA, 2079 nt
Organism: Exophiala spinifera
Lineage: Eukaryota; Fungi; Ascomycota; Eurotiomycetes; Chaetothyriales; Herpotrichiellaceae
Exons: 6
Coding region: 1-2079 (692 amino acids)
Biological process (GO): glycerophospholipid catabolic process
Cellular component (GO): cytosol
Molecular function (GO): A2-type glycerophospholipase activity
Source: RefSeq, a predicted model, not a curated record
AUGUGGCUUCAUCGUGGGUCUGUAUUGCUCUUGGCAGCGCUCGGGGCCACCGUUCACGCAUAUAGUUUUGACAGCUAUGCACCAGUCUACACCAAGUGUCCUCCUAAGGAGCAGUGGAUCAGACCGGCCGAGGGUUUGUCUGAUGAAGAACAUGAUUGGGUUCAAGGGCGCAAAGGCGUUGUCCUUGAUGCUUUCGGCGGCUACCUAGAACGACUCAACAUCAGUGGCCUCGACGUCCCUGGACUACGAAAGGCGAUGCAGAAGAACAAGAAAUCCGGCGUGCCGGUCAUUGGCAUGGCUAUCAGUGGAGGUGGCUGGGCUUCAUCGCUCACAGGCACGGGAGCUUUGAGAGCUUUCGACGCUCGCUUCUCUGAUGCAAUUGACCAACGAACAGGAGGACUGCUCCAGAGUCUCACCUAUCUUGCUGGCCUCUCGGGAGGGGCGUGGCCACCCAUGUCCCUGGCCACCUACAACUUUCCAACGGUCAACGAUAUGGUAGCCAACUGGCAUACUGAUAUUGACCGGCUGUUCAAUCAACCUAACAACAGCAUUUACGCCGCCAAUACGACGUCUUUGCUCACGGAUGUGGCUGCAAAGUUCGAGGCAGGCUUUGAUGUCAGCGUGUCGGAUUACAUGGGGCGAGGUUUUGGCUACGAAUUCCUGCCACCUCCGCAUGGAGGUCUCAACGUCACGCUCUCGAGCAUUCGCAACCUCAGCAACUUCGAGAAUUAUUCCAUGCCAAUGCCCAUUUUCCAGUCUCCCAGACUUACCGAGGAUGACAUCAGGUUUUUUGGCUACAAGGUCCCCUAUGCCAAUGCCAGUCUGUUUGAGAUGACUCCAUUUGAAUUUGGUACCUGGAUAGGGUCUGCUGGGUCCGCAACGGGGUUCGCGCCCACGGAAUACUUGGGAACUCAACUCCAAGAUGGAAAACUGCGCAAUGGCUCCUCUUGCGUGGUUGGAUAUGAUAGCGCAAGCUACAUCCUGGGACUUGCGGCAUCCGCCGUCAAUUUCUGGUAUAUCGAGGCCUUGUCCAACGGAACACUGGCACAGUUUUCCAAGAGAUCGAACGCGGCAGAGCACAGCCUUGGAAAACGUGCCGACUUCCCUGCAGCGACGGUCACCGCCAUGCUUGACGCAUUCCAGGAAUACUUCAACCUUACCAAGCAACAGUCGAUUUCUCCAAUCCUACCGAAUCCCUUUGCGGGCCUGCCAGGAACCAAUGGGCCCGAGCCUGCGACACUCAGCCUGGCUGAUGGAUCAGAGGCCGGCCAGGCCGUUCCCUUCUGGCCAAUGCUCCAGCCUGUCCGGAAUGUCGACUUCAUAAUUUCGUGGGACAAUGACGAGGAUGCGAAUCCAUACGGCUGGAACAAUGGAACCAACAUCUACAACACCUAUAUACAGGCCCGUCGCCACGGCCUGCCGUUCCCCGAGAUUCCUCCUCCUGCAACCUUCAUCAAGCGCAAUUACACUCAGAAGCCCGUCUUCUUUGGCUGCAACCCUCGGUAUACCACAACGAGAGACCUUGACAGUCCAAUCGUCCUCGAGAUGAUGAACGCUCCGUACAGCGGCUACACCAACUAUACAUGGUUCAAGACGACUUUCACUCCAGUCCAGAUGCAUGAAAUCUUGGUCAACAGCUGGGACUUGGUCACGCAAGGGAACGGCACCCUUGAGUCAGACUGGGCUCAAUGCAUAGGCUGUGCGGCGGUGGACAGGACCUUGAGCAAGUUGAACGUCGCGCGGCCUGCCCAGUGUGAGAGAUGCCUGCAGAAGUAUUGCUGGGAUGGCACGUACGAAGACGAAGCUAACGUCCCUGUCGUUGAUCCGUCUCUGGCUCUGCACCCCGACAGGCUCGCCAUCCUCCUCGAAGGCGCCUUUGGCGGCUCGUACUUUUCGCCAUGCUACCCUCGCACGCUCGGCCUGACGCUCGAGGACGACUACGCGCACACGCUCCCGCGGUCGUGGCUGGCCCAACUCACCCCGCCGGCCAAGUACCUUGCCAACAGCAGCGGCGGCCGCGGCCGCUACGACGCCGCCCUCGACAAGUAUGGCGUGUCGUGCGGCCAGACGCUCACCUAA